Lepisosteus oculatus (spotted gar) is the source of this 4334-nucleotide messenger RNA. It is a transcript of the gene r3hdm4, whose product is annotated as R3H domain containing 4. Lineage: Eukaryota; Metazoa; Chordata; Actinopteri; Semionotiformes; Lepisosteidae. The record is from RefSeq and is a predicted model, not a curated record. Gene Ontology annotation, molecular function: nucleic acid binding.
CACUUCCUGGACUGCGGGCUCCGGCUUCUGUCGGGAGAGCGACAGGGAUUGUAAAUAUUCAGGUUUAUUUUUUAUUUACUUUUUAUAAUUAGUCUAUUUUUUACCUCCCACCACCCCCCUCCGGUCUCUCUGUAUAAUCAGCUCCGUUGUCUCACCGACGUCUCUUCGUAAAUAUGGUGGUGCUGAACAAUAAUAACAACAGCGGCGGGGAAGAAGAUUAUAUACUUGUCGAUGGCCCGGACCCUUCGUUGACGGGCUCACCUGCCAAGCGCAUCUCUCCUGCCAAGCGGAAGCAGUACUUUAUCAACAAGGCCAUUCGCAACUCGGACCUCAUCCCCAAGGCCAAGGGGCGGAAGAGCUUGAGGCGCCUUGAGAACACUCGCUACCUGACCAACCUGCUGGAGAGAGACGAGUGCUCUAAAGAUGAAGGAGAGACCGGCGAAGACCCUGCGUCCCCGUCAGUCUUCACUGAGGCCUGCACCAACGCUAAUUAUAUCCAGCUCUGGAACGACUUCAUGAACCGCUCCGGAGAGGAGCAGGAGAAGCUGCUGGGCCUCCUGGAGGAGGAGGCCAAGAGAAGUCGCAGAGCCAAGCUCCCCGAGAAAGAGAAGGACCAGCGAGAGGUGAAUCCGGCCUACAGCCCCCAGAGCUGCUUUCUGCGGAUCGACAGGAGGCUUCGCACCACGCUGAAACGCAAGCAGGUUCCCAUGGGGACUCUGGAAGUGCUGGAAGAAGAGUUGUUGAGUUUUUUCUCCGCUCAGCCCCACUCCGUUUACACCACAAAGCUCAGGAGCAGCUAUGAGAGACUGCUGCUUCAUGCUAUCUGUCAGUAUAUGGACCUUGUUUCAGCAAGCUGUGACUGUGACGGGACACGCCAGACGGAGGUGAUGAACAAGCAGGAAGAGUUCCUGCCGCCUGAGCUGCUGCUGUCUGCGUACCUGGAGAAGAUGAGCUGAGAGGAGGAGGUGGAGAGGGGCUGUGUCUCACAUCCAGCCCUGAUCUAAUCAACUGGGCAAAUAUACGGGGGGGGGGGGGGGGGCAGUUUGGGGUGCAUUUUAAAACAGGGGGAGGGAGUUGUCCCACAAAUUAGACCCAUAACUGCUCAGAUUGCCAAUACAUCAUCAGGGUGUAUGCAUACUAAAUAAGAAGUGUAUUAAAAAAAAUGUCAUAAAUGUAGGUUUUGAAAAUGUAAACUUUUACCCAGCAAUCCUGAAAUAAUAUGAACAAUGUUAAAAAGGUGUUAGAAUUAAAAUUUGAACGUUAUUUCCUUCUUACUAGGAUAGCCUUAGGCUAUGGUCCCUUACUGGAGAAACCAGGAGAAAUUAAGGGCUCAGACCUUGAAAACAACAUAGUGGCUGUUUGAAAUGCCUGGUCCUGAAAUUCCUGUUUAAACAUGAAAAAGAUUGGUCUCAAUUGUUAGUUUUCUCAUGAGACAACACAGUGAUUCAUGAUACUGUAUCACCAUGAAGAUACAGAUGAAAGCCUGCUGUUUUCACUGCGUUUAUGGGCUGUGGAAGAGUUCUAAAAAAAAAGUAGUAGAUGGGAUGGAUUUCCAAUUCUAGCAUGCAGAAAAUAAAAGUUAAAUCCAUCCACUUUUGCUGCGUUUUUGCCAGGGUGGGUCAAGUUAGCUUAACAAAAUGUAGGCAAGUAAACAUUUUAGCAGUUUUAGUGUAUACGCUUAACGAUGUUUUAAAAUCUGUUACUCCUUACAUGGUAGGAGUUCAUUUAAGCCCUAUUCCAUUUGCUUCUCUGACUGCUAAGAGUGCAUGUCUUUAUCCUUUAAUGUAUUUUAUUGUAUAUAUAUAUUUAUAUACGGAACUCUCGGGAGCUUUAUUUGCUUACUGCUGGUACAACACUGCCCUUUUGUCCACAUUCUUCAGCUUCCAAGGGCUGACGGGUCAGAAUGGCAGUGGACUUAACCUGCUUUGUUCUUUGGCUCUCCCUAAUGAUUACUUGUUUUAAUUUAUAAUGAAGUAUUUUAGUGUUGUGCCCUCCAGAUGUGGAAAUGCCGGUUGUGUGAUUUUUCACUUCUCGGCUCCGGGCUACAAGCCGGAGUCCGCACACGGGAGACGGAGGAAGCGUAGGCAGACUCCUUCGACCCGCCCACCUUUGGGCCAGUCUUUUAAGAGGGCGCAGGCAGCACAGACCCCUGUGGGGGGGUUCUGUGGCAACUGGAGGAGAGGUGUGCUUCCUUUAGGGACAGCACUGGAACUUCCCAUGAGGGCGCUGGGAUCAGAAUGUCUAUUAUAGCCGAAAGACGCUGACUGACUCGCACCCUGCUGUUGGCGCCACUCAGCCAACUGUGCACCUCCACUCGUGGAACCCAAGUCACAGUGACAUGACCCCAGCUCGAACCCGUUACCGUAGAGCUAGGCCAAUGCUCAGGUGAGCGCCUAAACCAAUUAAACCUCUUAGGGGGCUCCAACGACUAUUUUAACAAUCCUCCAAGAACAAGGAUUUCUUGGCGAAACACUCAGGACUUGCCUUGUGAGUCACAACAACAUACGAAUUUUCACAAUGCCAGCAUAUAAUCUGUUAUUUAUGUACUACAGGAAAACCAGUAAGGCAGCUCAUCCACAGACUUCUCCAGUUUUUUAUAGAAAUUGCAUAUAAUGGUGAAUGUAUAAGUCCUUUUGACUUGCAAGCUAGAAACAAAGCUCUUGUUGCUGGCUGGAGAUCCUAACGAACGUGGAAAAAUAACGGCAUACUUUAUAGAAAUCGCCGACGAUGAUUGACCUCACCAUUUUUAAAACAAUCUCUUAUGCGAUUAAAGAAAUAUGAAGAGUACCUUCAAGUAAUCAAUGUAAAAUCAUAGAAUUCUUCAGGAGAAUGAGAUAUUGACCCUGCCCAGGUAUUCUAGAUCACCACUGGCUCAAGGUGUUGAAACUUUUGUGCACACGUGUGUGUGUAUAUGUUGACAGUUGCGAUUGAACAUCUCAGGUGUGUUUGAAAUCUCUGUUAACUGCAGACCUUCGAUUAAUCUGAAUCGUAAUAAAGCUCUGCACAUUCCUUACAAAAGCUUUAGUGUAUGUUCAUAUACAGUGCAGCUCUCACGUUUUUACCUGAAAUCUGAGUUGGGCAGGGAGACUACAAUCCAUCUGAAAGUUAAUUUCACCUUCGCAUUUCUGGACAGCUGCUAGUUUUUUUAGCCUGACUAGCUACUCAUUUUUAGGUUAAGGGACUGGUGGGCUCUUAUGGGAGUACAACAGGUCAUUAUCAGACCACCUUCGAGGUGCACUUUUAAUUGAAAAUAAAGCAACCCAUGAAUGAAAGGAAUUCUUAAAUCGCCACAUUUGAGAAAUUCUGGCCUUGAUGCUGAAAAUCAUUAUGACGCAAAGGAGACAACGAGCACUUAGUCCGCUGGGUGAAGAUAUGAACUGUCCGUGUUUGAAGCUCAGCACAUUUUUUUAACCUGUUGACAAACCAUUGAUGUGCACUUGACGCCUUACAUACGCCUGUGGAUGUACCUGUAUAUAUGAGUUAUAUAUAUAUGUGUGUGUGUGUGUAUAUAUAUACAGUGUGUUCUCUUUGGUGCUGAGAUGAAGUUUGCUGCAUCAUCAUGUCUUCAGAAGGAAGCAUGGUGAAAGAACAUGACCUGGACAUAUUUCACUUGCCUUUUCUUUCACAUGACUACAGGUGCCAGAGAUGUAAAUUACCAAAGUUUUGUUUUUAUUCGGUGUGCGUGUUUUAAAUGUGUUCACCAAAGGUGAUUGGAAUUUGUGUCCAUCUUGUGGUUUUUUUUCCACAAUUUCCUGAAGUGACUGUUUUCCCCCUUGAUCCAUUGCUCACAGCAUUACGGUGGAGGCCUCUACCUGCCAGAUCAGUAGUGCUGGGUUUUCCCUGGGUUACAGUGCGAUUCAUUACUUUAACCCAUCUCAGUGCUUCUUGAAUUAUUCUUAAUUAAAUAAUGAAUGAUCUUCAUGUGAUUGUCUUUUAUUCAACUGUCUUGUUUUCAGAAAACGUAAAAUAUUGCAUCUCGCAUCUGGACCGCAUGAAGUUUAAUUCUCAUUCCUGUUUUAGGAUUGUAAUCCUUCGAUGUUGGGCACCAGCUGUGGAAAAAAUGGCUCUUGCCAGUGUUUGUCAACGUGUCUGUUUACACAGCAUCAACAGAAAACAAGUCAGACUGAAAUCUCACAUACAGUGAGGUGGAAAAUGAAUUUGCACUUGUCUUUUGGGCUGCCCCAGAACAUUAAGAACUGGACAGAUUUGGUUUGCUAAUCAUUACAAAUAAAAGGGCUCAUUCAUUCACAUUCAAUCUGCGCAAGGGGUUCAGGUGUAUAAUUUGGGUUAUGUUAAAAGUCUUUGUAUUCAAUAAAUGUGAGUACAUUUCUUUA